AUUGGUACUAUUUACACAUACAGAGCUGUAGAAUAUAAGCCAGGUCACCAUCCUAUGAGACACACACACUAUCCCAGCCAUGAGGUGCUCCAUGCAGCUGAGCUUCUAUAUACUUCUUUCUCUCUUCUUCAUUUGUCACUCCUAUGUAGUGGAAUGGACAUACCAAGAAGGAGAGGUGGAUGAAGCAAACUGGGCAAAAAAGUAUCUGCUAUGUGGAGCAAAACACCAAUCUCCCAUUGACAUCCAAAAAAAGAAGGUUGUAUACAACAACAAAAUGUCCUUAUUUGAACUUGAAGGGUAUGAUGGGCCAUUGCAUGGAGAUUUCACAAUCACCAAUAACGGUCAUUCAGUGCAGAUACAACUACCAUCCUCAAUGAAAAUUAGGAAAGGGCUCCCCCAUGUGUACACUGCAGUACAGAUGCACCUACACUGGGGUGGCCUUGACCUGGUUGACCUGGAAACUAGCGGCUCGGAGCAUACUAUUGAUGGAAUGAGGUACAUGGCAGAGCUGCACAUUGUGCACUAUAACUCAGAGUUAUACAGUAGCUUUGAUGAGGCCGCGGAUAAGCCGAAAGGCCUUGCUGUACUUGCAUUUCUUUAUGAGGAUGGACACUAUGAAAACACAUACUAUAGUGACUUAAUUUCCAAACUUGCUACAAUUCGCUUUGCAGGCCAAGUGACCAACGUAAAAAGUCUUGAUCCCCUGGCAAUGCUUCCUGAAAACUUGGACAACUUCUAUCAUUACCAGGGUUCCCUGACGACUCCUCCCUGUACAGAGAAUGUGCUAUGGACUGUGUUUGACUCAAAAGUGAUUCUGUCUCAAGAUCAGAUCAAGCUCCUGGAAAACACUCUGUUAGAUUGGCACAAUAAAACCUUACGUAAUGAUUAUCGCCAUGCUCAGCCUCUCAAUGACCGUGUUGUACAGUCAUCCUUCAAAGUAAAAAUGCCAAAAGGUGACGUAUGUCAGCAUGAUAUCAGCACUAAACUGACCCUGAUUGAGACUGAACUUCUAGAUGUGAAGAAACAAAUGGCAACUGAUCCUCUGAAGGGCCGAUUAGGUGCUUCUGCUCUACGGUUGUAUCCAUCUUUCCACUUUUCCAAGAAGUACCCAGCUUGUUAUGUUGAAAUCCAGCUGUCAAAACCUCUCCAGCUGACCAAGUUCACGCUCUGCUCGUGGAUAAAAACCAAACCCGAAGGCACCCAAAAAGUAUUUUCCUACUCCACUACAAACUCUGAAAACGAGCUUGUCCUUGGUGUAGGGUCUGAUGUUAGGCUGUGGGUGGGAGGUACACUGGUUGACUUUAAUAUACACCAUACAACUGAAGACUGGGUGCAUUACUGUUUGCGCUGGGACUCAGACACUGGAAGAACAGAUCUCUUUGCGAAUGGCCUGCAAGGCAAGGAGAAGAUUGCCCAGAAAGGGUACACAGUGAAGCCAGGAGGGGUGGCUCUUCUGGCAAAGGAACGCUUUGAGCUUAUGGGAAUAUAUAACAAUGGUUUCUACGGAAAGAUAAGUCAUCUCCAUCUUUGGAGUCAUCUACUGAGUGCUGAAGAGAUAAUGUCUUUAAGCAAGUGCCAAACUUCCGGUCUGAAAGGGGAUAUCAUAUCCUGGGGGGAGACUACCAUGAUCAUAGCAGGAGGUGUUAUUAUUGAGCCAGAUAACAGCUGUUGGUAAACUAGCCUUUUAUAAUCUAGAAACAUUUCCAGACACUGAUUUUAAAGCGGGGGUUCACCCCAAAAAAAAAA
Rana temporaria (common frog) is the source of this 1746-nucleotide messenger RNA. RefSeq names its product carbonic anhydrase 6-like. The coding region runs from base 80 to 1675 and encodes 531 amino acids. Gene Ontology annotation, molecular function: zinc ion binding; carbonate dehydratase activity. The record is from RefSeq and is a predicted model, not a curated record. The transcript is spliced from 9 exons. Lineage: Eukaryota; Metazoa; Chordata; Amphibia; Anura; Ranidae.